CAUCAGCCGAUUGUUCACACAGUGUAAUAACCAGCUUGGUACCACAGUCACUUUGUUCGUUUCGAGCGCCCAGCUGAGGAGAUAACAUCAACAACUGCUGACUUAGGAAACCAGCUGCUUUGUUGCCAACAUGCAUGUGAUUAAGAGAGAUGGACGCCAGGAGGGAGUUACUUUUGAUAAAAUCACAUCUCGCAUCCAGAAGCUUUGCUAUGGACUCAACUCUGACUUUGUGGACCCUGCUCAGAUUACCAUGAAGGUGAUCCAGGGUCUGUACAGCGGAGUCACCACGGUGGAGCUGGACACGCUGGCAGCAGAAACUGCCGCCACCCUCACCACCAAACAUCCUGACUAUGCACUCCUGGCUGCACGCAUUGCUGUGUCUAACCUGCACAAAGAGACCAAGAAAGUAUUCAGUGAUGUGAUGGAAGACCUGUACAACUACGUGAAUCCGUUAAAUAAAUGUCACUCUCCUAUGAUCUCCAAGGAGACGCUUGACAUUAUCAUUGAAAACAAAGCUCGCCUCAACUCUGCCAUCAUUUACGACAGAGACUUCACCUACAACUUCUUUGGCUUUAAGACUCUUGAGCGGUCGUAUUUGCUGAAGAUUAAUGGCAAAGUUGCUGAGAGGCCACAGCACAUGCUAAUGAGAGUGGCCGUCGGGAUUCAUAAAAGAGACAUUGAGGCAGCCAUUGAGACCUACAACCUGCUGUCAGAGAAGUGGUUCACUCACGCCUCACCUACUCUGUUCAAUGCUGGCACUAACAGGCCACAGCUGUCCAGCUGUUUCCUGCUAUGCAUGAAGGACGACAGCAUCGAUGGUAUUUACGACACACUGAAGCAGUGUGCCCUCAUCUCCAAAUCAGCUGGAGGUAUUGGAUUAGCUGUUAGCUGUAUCAGAGCAACAGGCAGCUAUAUUGCCGGGACUAAUGGCACUUCCAAUGGGCUGGUUCCAAUGCUUCGAGUGUACAACAACACAGCACGUUAUGUUGACCAGGGUGGCAACAAGAGACCCGGGGCAUUCGCUGUCUACCUGGAGCCGUGGCAUUUCGAUGUGUUCGACUUCUUAGAGUUGAAGAAGAACACAGGUAAAGAGGAGCAGAGGGCUAGAGACCUGUUCUUCGCCAUGUGGAUCCCAGACCUCUUUAUGAAACGAGUGGAAAGCAAUCAGGAUUGGUCUCUAAUGUGUCCCAGUGAAUGUCCCGGUUUAGAGGAGUGCUGGGGAGAGAAGUUUGAGGAGCUCUACACUCGAUAUGAGAAGGAGGGCAGGGCUAGGCGUGUGGUGAAAGCUCAGCAGCUUUGGUAUGCCAUCAUUGAGUCUCAGACAGAAACUGGUACGCCGUACAUGCUCUACAAGGACUCCUGCAACAGGAAGAGCAACCAGCAGAAUCUGGGUACCAUCAAAUCCAGCAAUCUGUGCACAGAGAUCGUAGAGUACACAAGCAAAGAUGAGGUUGCAGUGUGUAACCUGGCGUCCAUUGCUCUCAACAUGUAUGUCACCCCAGAAAGGACCUUUGACUUCAAAAAGCUUGCAUCUGUCACCAAAGUCAUUGUGAAGAAUCUGAACAAGAUUAUUGACAUCAACUACUACCCAGUGCCCGAGGCUGAAAGGUCGAACAAGCGCCACAGGCCGAUUGGAAUUGGAGUGCAGGGUCUGGCUGAUGCCUUCAUCCUUAUGCGUUAUCCAUUUGAAAGCCCAGAGGCCCAGCUGCUCAACAUUCACAUCUUUGAGACCAUCUACCACGCCGCCCUGGAGGCCAGCUGUGAGCUGGCAGCGGAGCACGGCACUUAUGAAACCUAUGCCGGCUCUCCUGUCAGUAAGGGGAUCCUUCAGUAUGACAUGUGGGAGAAAACCCCAACAGAUCUGUGGGACUGGAAAGCACUGAAGGAGAAAAUUGCAAAGCAUGGUGUGAGGAACAGUCUGCUCUUGGCCCCCAUGCCCACAGCUUCCACCGCACAAAUCCUGGGCAACAACGAGUCCAUUGAGGCCUACACCAGCAACAUCUACACCCGCAGGGUGCUCUCAGGGGAGUUUCAGAUUGUGAAUCCUCACCUGCUGAAGGACCUCACAGAAAGAGGACUGUGGAGCGAUGAAAUGAAGAACCAGCUGAUUGCUCAGAACGGGUCCAUCCAGGAUAUUGAGGGGAUCCCUGAUGAUCUGAAGCAGCUGUAUAAAACUGUGUGGGAAAUCUCCCAGAAGACUGUCCUCAAGAUGGCAGCAGAUCGUGGUGCAUACAUUGACCAAAGCCAGUCCCUCAACAUCCAUAUUGCUGAGCCAAACUAUGGCAAACUGACCAGCAUGCACUUCUAUGGCUGGAAGUUGGGCCUGAAAACAGGCAUGUACUACCUGCGGACGAAGCCUGCUGCUAAUCCCAUUCAGUUUACCCUGAACAAGGAGAAAUUAAAGGAGGCCCAGUCAACCAAGAGCGAGGAGGAGGAGACCAAAGAGCGCAACACUGCUGCGAUGGUCUGUUCCUUAGCGAACAAAGAUGAGUGCCUGAUGUGUGGUUCCUAAAGUGAAGUGUGGUUCGCUCAGACAAGCACUUCCCCUCAUCCACCAGCUUCCCCAUUAAAUUAAUAUUUUAGGAAACACCUGAUUCUUUUUAUCUGUAUAUGAUGUCGUAACAACAGAGUGUGCCGCUGUCUUCAACUCACAAAUCUUUUCAGUUUUUAUUUAAUAUUUGCCGGGUUUUUAUCUUGAAUUGUGCAUUUUAUGCAUGUUUGUAUAGAAUUAAUGGGGUACAAUGAAUUUAUAUUUGCCCUUUGUUUUUAAUCAAUACACUUUUGUAAUAUGUGAGUCACAUUAAAGGUAUAAUAUGUAACAUUUCAGCAUUAAAAUGUCUUAAAAAAUGACGACCUGUGUUCUUUGUUGGGUUGCGUACUUACGACUGUUUACAGCAACGGUCAAACCCAGAGAAAUCCAUAAUUUUAUUCAAGGUAACAGUGCA
This is a messenger RNA of Chelmon rostratus (copperband butterflyfish), 2945 nucleotides long. Its product is annotated as ribonucleoside-diphosphate reductase large subunit-like. The transcript is spliced from 19 exons. The record is from RefSeq and is a predicted model, not a curated record. Bases 131 to 2512 code for a protein of 793 amino acids. Gene Ontology annotation, molecular function: ribonucleoside-diphosphate reductase activity, thioredoxin disulfide as acceptor; ATP binding. Gene Ontology annotation, cellular component: ribonucleoside-diphosphate reductase complex. NCBI's taxonomy places the organism in Eukaryota, Metazoa, Chordata, Actinopteri, Chaetodontiformes, Chaetodontidae. Gene Ontology annotation, biological process: deoxyribonucleotide biosynthetic process; DNA replication.